ACGUAACAACAGAUGCAAUAGCCGUGUUUUGAGACAAACUGUAUAAGUUUGGCUCGCGGGCAACGAGAUUGGAAAAGGCGUGUUGCGCUGAAUGGGGUCGGCGCGGCGGUUUCAGUGAAAGUGCUCUCUCUCGAGAGAUCUAUUCUGCACUUUGCUGCGUGUGUGUGGAUGUGGAGCUAAAUUGGCCUGACUCGACUCGAGCAGUCGACGUCUUGCCCGCAUCGAGUCCAAGUCGCUGCAACUCCGUGAUGAACAAAGCCGUCUUUUUGGCCGUCCUCCUCGUCGCCGUCUACCUGACGCACGACAAUGACGCCAGGGUUGUGAAGAAGGACCGCGCCCGUCGCGGCGUAGUGGCCAUCGGCCCUUUGGCCGUGGUGCAGAAGCGCAGAGACCGCGACGAGCAAGACCUGUCCAAGGUGCCGGGCGUGCCAGGGGUCGACUACCCUUUGUUCCGCUCCGUUCCGCCCACGCACUUUGACUGCAACGCUGUUCCCGCGCGACCCGGCAUGUACGCCAACGUCGAGACCGGCUGCCAGGCGUACCACGUUUGCCAUGACGGCCGCGAAGGUCACCAAGGCGCCGCUUUCCUCUGCCCCAACGGAACGAUAUUCAGCCAGAAGGAAUUUACCUGCGACCACUGGUACAACGUUGACUGCCAAAGCUCCCCAUCUUACUACAGCCUGAACCUGGACCCCGCCAAGAACCCGUACUUCGAGAGGGCGCACAAGGAAGCCGCCGCGGCCGCGCUGGUGCAUUUCUAAGCGUCGAAGCGGCAGUAGCAGCAGGCGAUGGGGGGCCCUCUGCCCCCAGGGCUGCCGCCCACGCUGGACACGUUCAAGAAUGUGGCUCUGAUCGCCGGACUGGACGUGUCUCUCUUCCACCUCGGCCUCGAGUUCAUGCUGGCGCUCGCUCUGGGCCAGCUCUUUGUUGAGUUGUCCAUUUUCGUGCACAACCACUUCAUCCAAGAUUGCCUUCAGCAUGAGUCAUUACUAUAAACAGCGGCGGCAGCCACCAUCAUUCAUCAAAAAUUUCAAAGAAUUAGUAUUUAUUAUUUCCUCUGUCAUGAUCAAUAAACAUUUACUCUGUAAAUAAAUGUUACGCGUGAA
This is a messenger RNA of Cloeon dipterum, 1106 nucleotides long. RefSeq lists its product as uncharacterized. The transcript has 4 exons. NCBI's taxonomy places the organism in Eukaryota, Metazoa, Arthropoda, Insecta, Ephemeroptera, Baetidae. Bases 249 to 761 code for a protein of 170 amino acids. Gene Ontology annotation, molecular function: chitin binding. Gene Ontology annotation, cellular component: extracellular region. The record is from RefSeq and is a predicted model, not a curated record.